GUCACGUUCUCCUAGCGCUUAAUGAUAAGCUUACUUGCCCUAAAUGCGACACGGCCCGAGUCUUCUUAACUUUAUCCUGCAUGUGUGCCAAAUUUGCAUCAAGGCUGCAGCCAUUAACAAGAUCGAACGAGCAGCUUCAAGUUGAUAGUAUGAAAUUGGGAUACGCAGUGUCAUUCGUCAAACCAUGCUGACGCAUGGAUCUGUAGGGAUGAUCAGUCAGCUGGACCAUGAAUAUCGCUAUUUGAGUGUUGAUGAGAUAGGAAGCGAGCAAACUACGCGGCCGUGACCCACUACCCCAUGUCACUGCAAUAUACCGGUUCGUCGACGUUCUACACUGAACUCGCUGAAAUCCCCCUUCCAGUAUCCGCUGAUUUCAUUGGUGAUACUCGAGUUCCACGGGUUACAUAUUCCGUUCGCGAUCAUGACCGAAACAGCAAACGAUAUCUCACAAAGACUUUCGACGAUCAAUGCACGACCUCUCACGAUUCAUCCGAAGUAAAGGCGUCCGCGACAUCUCCUUCUAAAUGUCGCCAAGCGAUCCUAAGAGAGGUCGCUAAUAGCAAACGAUUCGUCGAGAUCUGGGCUGGCACCCAGUUAGAAGCUUCAUUGGACGUAUCAAACUACCAUCAAGCUUUCCUCACAGAUGAUUUCCUAUACUCUCUCUCUUUCUCACCCUCCGAAACUUCCCUCUUAUACACUGCCGAGGCAUCUGUCAACACUGAAGACGAUCCAUACAACAAAUUCAGAUACACGCCCCACUUCGGUGAUACCUCGCGCACAAAGAAACGUCCGACCAUCUUUUUAUUUAGCUGGACUAGAUCUCCCGCCUUCACAAGAGCGACUAAACAAGACUUGACCCUUGUCGCCCUCCAGCCCACCACCCAAUCACCCAUCCUAUUCGCCCAAGCCACAUUCGCAACAGAAGACACCAUCUUCGCAACCGGUCACGAACAAACCAAAGACGGUCGCAUCCUCGGCGCAAAAGGAUGCUUCAACCGUCCCAUGGGCAUCUGGCAACUCACUCUCUCAAAAACCUCACUCGGCUCCCCAUCCGCAUCAAGACUCACUCCCGAAACCAGAUCCUGCCGUUCCCCCCGCGUCUUAUUCCACAACAACCAGCCCAUCAAUCUCUUCUGGUUCUCAAACCCCAUAGGCGGCCCUCACGCAUCAUGCGUCUCUCUCGAAUCCAGGGAUCUCCUCACAGGCACCAACACUGUCCUCGUACCAACCGUAUUCGAACCUACCCCAUCAGACGACUUUCCGGGCCUCUACACCGAGUACAACAUGCCAGCGAGCCCAUUUCUCAGGCGCACAGAUCGCGUGUACAUUGUUCUUCAGUCCAUAUGGCGCUCUCGCACAACUAUCCUCUUCAUCGAUGCACAAUCAGGAGAAAUCACAGACGCGACGAAACUAGGCGACGGACCGUUGUAUAGCUGGACUUUACACGCUACCGAUAACAACAGUCGGUUUAUUUGUUCGCGGAGCACGCCUACUACCCCUUGGGAGGUCUUAUUAGGAUCGUUCGAUCGAUACGAUACCCUUGAAUGGAAAGUCCUCGAUAAAGCAUUGUUGUCUUCUACGAUCAAAGAAGCCCUCGACGACCUAACGCCAUCGAUCAUACCCAUCACCAUCCGCGCACCAACGGAAACACUCCUCAUCCAGUCCAAGAGGGCUUCUAUGAGUGGUGGUUCUAAGCCGGUGUGCGUCACUAUCCCGCAUGGAGGACCUCAUGCGACCUCGACUACCUCAUUUUUUCCGGCUGUUGUCGCAUUAGCGCUUGAAGGAUACACCCUCAACAUACCCAAUUACACUGGCUCCAUGGGAUUCGGUCAAAAGUACAUUCAGAAGAUCCUCGGACACUGCGGGAGCAUGGACGUCGAAGACGUCGCCGAAAGUGUGAGGGAACUGAUCAGAAGGGGCGUUUCAGAGGAAGGAAGACAGGUGGUGAUGGGAGGCAGUCAUGGCGGGUUUAUCGCUGCACAUCUGAUAGGCCAAUACCCUACCCUAUUCAACGCAGCAUCGAUCCGCAACCCCGUGAUCUCAGUAGGCGAAUUCGCAACGGGGACUGAUAUUCCCGAUUGGGUUUAUUCUGAAUUCGGGAUCUCACCCACCGGCUCUGACUCCGACUCACUCACGUUACCCACAUCCAACUCCGUCCCAUUGCUAACGCCAACGCCCACACUUCCACUAAUGACUCCAGACGCAUAUAGUACCCUCUUCGCCGCAUCCCCAAUCGCGCACGUCGACGAUGUAACAGCACCGGUGCUGAUAUUGAUAGGCGAGGAUGAUUUGAGGGUCGUUCCGGGGCAGGGGAUUGGGUUUUAUCAUGCGAUCAAGGGGAGACGUGAGUUUCGGACUGGGAAGGAGAGUGAAACGGGGAAGAAAAAGAAGAAAGGGAUAGUAGAUAUGCUGUCUUUUCCUGGAGAGUCGCAUGCGAUCGAUGGAGUCGAAGCUGCGAGGGUUUCGUUCGAGGCUACGAGGGAUUGGUUCAAGGCAUUUGGGGAGGGCGGUUAGUUGUGCGUGCGUGUGUGUAUGGCAAAGCGAAGGAUGUUGUGAAAAAUAGAAGGUUAAUGUAGAACGGAACAUUGAAAGAUUCGAGAUACUCAUUGCCACGAAUAUAAUCUGAGGGAACUCGAUAUUCGAUAUUCAACCAUGACUCUAAGGGAUGAGCUGGUCAUCUGAAGUUGUGUCGCUGCUGGCUUCAGAAGAGUUUCUACCUAUUAAACGUUGAGUGGGGUCCAGAAAAGAAAGAUAGUCAUCGGCUGGUGUAGCUACUUGUAUAUAUGUAUCUCUAG
Molecule: messenger RNA, 2795 nt
Organism: Suillus bovinus
Lineage: Eukaryota; Fungi; Basidiomycota; Agaricomycetes; Boletales; Suillaceae
Product: Alpha/Beta hydrolase protein
Exons: 6
Coding region: 298-2514 (738 amino acids)
Biological process (GO): proteolysis
Molecular function (GO): serine-type endopeptidase activity
Source: RefSeq, a predicted model, not a curated record